Impatiens glandulifera is the source of this 1638-nucleotide messenger RNA. RefSeq names its product transcription factor ABORTED MICROSPORES. The transcript has 8 exons. NCBI's taxonomy places the organism in Eukaryota, Viridiplantae, Streptophyta, Magnoliopsida, Ericales, Balsaminaceae. Gene Ontology annotation, biological process: regulation of DNA-templated transcription. Gene Ontology annotation, cellular component: nucleus. The record is from RefSeq and is a predicted model, not a curated record. Gene Ontology annotation, molecular function: sequence-specific DNA binding; protein dimerization activity; DNA-binding transcription factor activity. The coding region runs from base 1 to 1638 and encodes 545 amino acids.
AUGGAAGUUGCAAUGCAAAAUCUUGUCGAAAGUAUAAGGCCGAUGGUGGAUGUGGAUGGUUGGGAUUAUUGUGUGAUUUGGAAAUUGGGUGAAGAUCAAAGGUUUCUUGAAUGGAUGGGUUGUUGUUGUGGUGGGUCAAGAAGUUGCAUACAAAAUGUGGGAGAGGAACUUGUGUUCCCUCUUGCUCCCCUUCCACCUACAUCUUGUAGGGAUGCUAUGCUUCUACAUUUGAGGACCAAUUCUUGUGAUCUUCUUUCACAAUUACCGACUUCCAAGCCUCUAGAUUCCGGGGUAUAUACUCAAACCUUAAUGUCAAACCAGCCAGCUUGGUUGAACAUGAACUUCUCUAAUAAUGAUGUCCAAGGAACAAGGGUCCUAGUUCCGGUUCCAAUUGGAAUUAUCGAGCUAUUCACUACAAAAAAUGUGCAAGAGAAUCAACAAGUUGUCGAUUUUGUAGUAACACAAUUUCAAACAUCACUUGAACAACACAUGAUGAUGAACUCUAACAAUGCGAAUUUGAAUGACUUUAAUGCGACAAUAGAAAAUCUAAGCCUGCCACAUGACAUAACUGCCGAACGAAUCAAACUAACGGAUUCUCCAGCCAAUUAUUUCCAACAAUUUAAUUACUCCAUAGAGGGUGGAAAUACAAACGGAGGAUUCAUUGAAGGUUCGAGUGAUUCAUUCCUUAAUCCAGUUAAGUCGGCCUUGGAAGGGCAAGGCGAAAUGGAUGGACUUCAAAGAACGAGGACAAAUAAUAUAGGAGGGGACAAGGAUUAUCUUAAUAGACAAGGGACGGGGAGAUCGGAGUCAAACUCAGAUUGUAGCGAUCAAAACGAGGAGGAAGACGAUACGCGGCCGAUGAAAAGAGGUGGAAAGGGGCAGGCGAAAAACCUCGUCGCUGAGAGGAAGAGAAGGAAGAAAUUAAACGAGAGACUUUACGCACUCCGAGCUCUCGUGCCUAGAAUAUCCAAGUUGGACAGAGCUUCCAUCCUAGGAGAUGCAAUUGAGUUCGUAAAAGAGUUAAAAGACCAAGUGGAGGAUCUUCAACACGAGCUAGAAGAGGGUCAUUCAGACGACGACACCAACAAGUCCACGGUUAUCAUGAACAACAACAAUGUUCCCAAUUUUAAACUUAGAGGAGUCCAAACCGGAGAAACAAGUCUAGGAGUGGAAUCCUCAGAUACUAACAACAAUGAGAAGCUCCGUCAAAUGGAGCCACAAGUCGAAGUUGUUCAAUUAUAUGGAAACGAGUUCUACAUCAAGAUAUUUUGCGAACACAAAACGGGAGGAUUUGUGAGGUUGAUGGAGGCUCUUGAUUCCCUUGGACUUGAAGUAACAAACGUGAAUAUUACCAGCUUCAGAUCGUUAGUCUCCAAUGUCUUCAAAGUCGAGAGGAGGGACAACGAAACGAUUCAUGUCGAUCACGUAAGAGAGUCCCUACUCGAAAUAACGAGAAAUCCAUGUGGGGCAGGAUGGCAAGAGAUGAUGAUGACGAAAACGCAUGAGAAUGGAGGGGAUGAGUCAAAUUGUUAUAUUCAUCGUCACGAGCACAAUAAUAAUAAUACUAAUCAAUCCCAAUACCAUGGUAAUUCUAGGAUUCAACAUUGCCACCCAUUCAACAAUCUUCAAAAUAACUAA